GACCGGUUGCCGUCCUCACUCUGUGCCCGCUCAUAGCUGCCGGUGGGGCGGAUCAGUACUCGUCGACCAGUUGGUUUCAAAGCACCGCCGCAGUGUGAUAGACCGUCGUGUUUGUGAAACGUAGAUCGACGCUUUGAUUUGCUGGUGUUAUCUCUGUACCCGCAUCCUUCUGCACGAUGGGAGAGCGAGAACACCUAGUAUAUCAGGCCAAACUUGCUGAACAGGCAGAGCGAUAUGACGAGAUGGUGGAGUCUAUGAAGAAGGUGGCGGGCAUGGACGUGGAGCUCACAGUCGAGGAGAGGAAUCUUCUAUCAGUGGCCUAUAAGAAUGUGAUCGGAGCUCGGAGAGCCUCGUGGAGGAUAAUCAGCAGUAUUGAACAGAGAGAAGAGAGCAAGGGUGGAGAGGAGAAGCUGAAGAUGAUCCGGGAAUACAGGCAAACGGUGGAAAAGGAAUUGAAGUCUAUCUGUGGGGAUAUUCUGGAUGCACUGGAUCGGCACCUACUCCCCUCUGCAGCCAUGGGAGAGUCGAAGGUCUUCUACAAUAAAAUGUAG
Nematolebias whitei (Rio pearlfish) is the source of this 551-nucleotide messenger RNA. Its product is annotated as 14-3-3 protein epsilon-like. NCBI's taxonomy places the organism in Eukaryota, Metazoa, Chordata, Actinopteri, Cyprinodontiformes, Rivulidae. Gene Ontology annotation, biological process: signal transduction. The record is from RefSeq and is a predicted model, not a curated record. The transcript has 3 exons. Gene Ontology annotation, cellular component: cytoplasm. Bases 177 to 551 code for a protein of 124 amino acids.